AUGGCGAGCCACCUGCCGGGCAUGUCGGGGAAGCGAAGUUUCAAGAGAUGGGACGACAUCGAGGAACGAAUGCUAGCGGAGGCGGUGAAGAACUUUGGGGUGAAGGUUCUCAACAUGACGUUUGAACUUGCUACCAUGAUAGGGCUGGGAAAGGGUAGCGCAGGAAAUGAAGACAGACAGGACAUCGAAGCAGCUGUACGAUCACUGGAGUGCCUGGAGCUUCUUGAGAAACUCGGACCGGCCCCCCGGGAGUUGAAGAAGAAUCAACUCAAGAAGUCCACUAAACCAUCGAGCGACGGCCUGACCCGAAUUCCUUCUAUUCGCUAUCGCUACCAUCCCUUUCAGAGGGACGACCGUCUUCGCCAAGUCUGCGAGGAGGCAGACUUCGAGAGGAAGAGAGAAGCCGUCGGGAGAUACCUGACGCAUGUGAAUCUUCUUGAGGAGGUCCUCAGCCCCGCAAGACCAGAUGGAAUGAACGACGAAGAUGCAAUGAAGGACGACGAGGACAAGCUCGUGAAGACAAAGAUGGAGGGGGGCAAGCUUAUGGUGUACGACGAGCAGACGCUCAAGGCGCAAGAGGCAGUGACCAGUGGAUUGUUGGACAUCUUGAAGCUAGCAGAGUCGAUGGGAACGUUGGACGAAGAGCCCAAGGGAAUCAAAAGGGAAGAAGUGAAAUCGACGGGCGAUGAGAACGGGGGCAGCAUGGGAUGGGAGGACUCCCCGUCGAAGCUGUUUGUGCCUGGAGAGUUGAGAAAGUUGAGCCAGGAGGAGGUGGCGCAGGAUUUCUUCAACACGACGAGUAUGAUAUCACGAUACGAAUGGAAGACGAUUGGGUUAUGA
Molecule: messenger RNA, 840 nt
Organism: Guillardia theta CCMP2712
Lineage: Eukaryota; Cryptophyceae; Pyrenomonadales; Geminigeraceae
Exons: 12
Coding region: 1-840 (279 amino acids)
Source: RefSeq, a predicted model, not a curated record